AUGGCUUUCAUGUUGAAAACUAUGAUGGGAUCUUCCAUGAAGAAUUUGGGGAAUAACCUUGGGGGAGAAACAGAGGCAAAAGAAAAUUCGGAUGGGAAAGAGACUGCACAGUCCAAGGGUAUGUCACGAGAAGAAUUUGAGGAGUACCAGAGACAGCUGGUGGAAGAAAAGAUAGAACGGGAUCACACCUUUGCACACAAGAAAGCAGAGAGAGCAACAGUCAGAAUGCACAUGAGAGACAAGUACAGACUUCCACAGAGCGAAAAGGAUGAUGCUCAGUUACAGAUGGUGGGAGGAGAUGUGGAACUUCCUGAAGAUCUUGCUAAAAUGGUGCAGGAUGAUGAAGAUGAGGAAGAAGAGCAGGGAUCUCUGCUGUCCAUGCUUCCUGAGUUUGACAUUGAUACACUGAAGACACGGGCUCAAGGAACUAUUACCGAGGUCAAGAGAGUGGCUGAAGAGAAGUGUGAGCUCAUGUGACACUGUCAUCUUAAGCAUGGACAUUCAGGAUACAUACAGGAAUGUUUUUAUUGGUGUUCUUGAAAAAAAAAAAAAACUUGCCCAUAGUUACAGGAGUUAUGGUUGUAAGAUUUAAUUAACAUCCAGGCAAAUG
Molecule: messenger RNA, 610 nt
Organism: Pseudophryne corroboree (corroboree frog)
Lineage: Eukaryota; Metazoa; Chordata; Amphibia; Anura; Myobatrachidae
Product: complexin-4-like
Exons: 3
Coding region: 1-477 (158 amino acids)
Biological process (GO): neurotransmitter transport; regulation of neurotransmitter secretion; synaptic vesicle exocytosis
Cellular component (GO): SNARE complex; terminal bouton
Molecular function (GO): syntaxin binding
Source: RefSeq, a predicted model, not a curated record